AAACGCCCACAAAACUCCGCACCAGCUCGCACACGCAGGCCUCACCCCGCCCCACCACCACCUUCCCCCACACGGCAGACGGACAGCUUAGCGCCGCGCCGAGCCAGCGAAGCAGCAGCAGCCCAGCCGCAGCCGCCGCGCCGGCACAGCACAAUCCUUCCCUCCCUCCCUCGCGCUAGCUAGCUAGCUAGCUAAUCACCCACUAAAUACUCGCUCGCUCCGCCCCCGGCCUCCCCUCGCCUCGCCUGCGCCCCAUUCCGUUCCGCCCGCGCUUUAACCCGCUAUUGAUUGAUUGAUUAAUUAAUUAACGGAGCCCACUUGCGCUGCUCUAAUUCCGCCAGCAGCAGGAGCAGCGGCAGGAGGAGGAUCUCCAGCCAGCGGGGAUUGGAUCGGGCGGCGGUCGAUGCCGGCUGGCGGGGCAUGGCGGGGCGCCGAGCGAUGAGGCCGGCCGCGUCCACGGGAGGCGGCAUGCGGGGGCUCGCCGCCGCGGCGCGCUCCUCGCCCGCGCUCUCCUUCCUGCUCGCCGCGGCCGCGGCCGCCGCGCUCGUCGGGGGCGCCUACUUCUGGGUGGUGGUCGCCUCGUUCCGCCUCCCCGAGCCCGGGGCCCUCGGGUGCCGGCCCGACGGCGAGGGCUCCUGGGCCAUCGGGGUCUUCUACGGCAGCAGCCCCUUCCACCUCCGCCCCAUCGAGCUGGAAGGGAAGAGCAGCGCCAACGGCUCCGCGUGGCCGGUGGCCAACCCCGUCCUCACCUGCGCCUCCGCCACCGACGCCGGCUACCCCAGCAACUUCGUCGCCGACCCCUUCCUCUACCUGCAGGGCGACACACUGUUUCUUUUCUUUGAAACAAAAACAACUUCCUCAAUGCAUGGUGAUAUUGGUGUUGCAAGAAGCUUCGAUCAAGGUGCAACAUGGGAGUUUCUUGGUAUUGCUCUAGAUGAGGCAUGGCACCUGUCCUACCCUUUUGUGUUCAAAUACGAGAAUGAGAUUUAUAUGAUGCCAGAGGGGAACAAAAAGAAGGAGCUUCGACUUUAUCGUGCUACUAAAUUUCCGCUUGAGUGGACAUUGGAGAAGGUGCUCAUCAACAAACCACUUAUUGACGCCUCAUUAGUCCAAUAUGAGGAUAACUGGUGGCUCUUUGCCUCGGAUUUUACACGGUAUGGAACUGAGAAGAAUGCAGAGCUUGAGAUUUGGUACAGUAGCUCUCCUCUUGGUCCUUGGAAAGAGCACAGGCAGAACCCUAUUUACAAAGCUGACAAAAGUUUGGGAGCUCGAAAUGGUGGAAGGCUCUUCAUGUUUGAAGGGUCGUUGUAUCGUCCAGGUCAGGAUUGCAGUGGAACCUAUGGGCGGAAGAUUAAGUUGUACAAAGUUGAAAAGCUAAGCAAGGAAGAAUACAAAGAGGUGCCAGUAGAACUUGGGAUUGAAGAGCCAAAGAAGGGGAGAAAUGCCUGGAAUGGUAUGAGGUACCAUCACUUGGACGCGCAGCAACUUGAGUCAGGUAGAUGGAUAGCUGUAAUGGAUGGUGAUCGUGUUCCUUCAGGCGAUUCAACACGAAGGUCUAUCUCUGGUUACCUGGGUUUUUUGCUAGCCAUAGUUCUGGUCACUUUUGUGGGUUUUGUGAAAGGUGCAAUCAAUUGCUACAUCCCUCCGAGUUUCUGGGCUGCCCCGGCAAGGAGAAAUGAAUUGUCCCGUAUCUUGCCUGUCUACCGCUUCAACCAGAAAGUCCGCAGAUAUUCUACCAGCCUUGGCAGAUACAUCACAGCCACCAAAGCAAGGCUCAAUGAGAAAACAUGGUCCAACAAGCUGUUCUUCUGCGUCAUUGCUCUGUUGGGGACCGUGAACGUCUGCAUCGCUGUGCAUUUCCUACUUGGUGGUAAUGGCACGGAAGAGGCAUACACACAUCAAGGUCAGCGCUCUCAGUUCACGAUGGUCACCAUGACAUAUGAAGCUCGGCUAUGGAACUUGAAAAUGUUCGUCGAACACUACUCCAGAUGCGAGUCGGUCAGGGAGAUAGUUGUCGUCUGGAACAAAGGCAACCCUCCUGGCAGCGAUGCCUUCGACUCCACGGUGCCUGUCAGGAUACGAGUGGAGGAGCUCAACUCUCUCAACAACAGGUUCAGAGUCGACCCUCUGAUAAAGACCCGGGCCGUCCUCGAGCUGGAUGAUGACAUCAUGAUGACCUGCAGCGACGUAGAGAAAGGGUUCAAGGUGUGGAGGGAGCACCCCGAGCGGAUGGUCGGCUUCUACCCGCGGAUGAUCGACGGCGACCCCCCGCAGUACAGGAACGAGCGGUACGCCAGGGGCAAGAAGGGCUACAACCUGAUCCUCACCGGUGCCGCAUUCAUGGACAGUGAGUUUGCCUUCAGGAGGUACUGGAGCGAGGAGGCCAGGGAAGGGAGGGACUACGUGCACAAGAACUUCAACUGCGAGGACCUGCUGAUGAACUUCAUGUACGCGAACGCGAGCUCCGGCGCCGGGGGGAGGACGGUGGAGUACGUGCACCCGGCAUGGGCCAUCGACACCUCCAAGCUCUCCUCCGUCGCCAUCAGCCGCGACACGCAGAAGCACUACGACGUCAGGACCAAGUGCCUGGCCAAGUUCUCCUCCAUAUAUGGCCCUCUGCCACAGAAAUGGGAGUUUGGCAGGCGAGAAGAUGGCUGGGACAAAUAGCCCGGACUCUGGACAGUGGGGGCGGGAGAUGGUACACAACCAACAGAUGCAAAUAUGCUUAGAACUUUUUUUUGUUGUUGGUCCCGUGGGAAGUUUUGCAGCAUGGGACGGAAAUGCUAUAACCUGCUUGGUAGAAGUGUCUAUUAGAUUUGGCUAGAAGCCUAGAGUGCAGUAGAUCAAGCUCUGUUCAGUGUCCGGUUCCUCAAAGAACUUGUGGGAUCAAUGCUCAUAUAGGCCAGCUGCAAUGCGCUAAGAUUCAAUUGGAUUGUAUGCCUGUCUUUUUUCUUUUCUCAUAGAUGUUCUUUUUGCACUUGUUUUCCAUAAUUGUAAAUGGUGUGAUUUUGCUUAUCUACGUGCAAGGAAUGAAUUCAUCUUA
Molecule: messenger RNA, 3043 nt
Organism: Aegilops tauschii subsp. strangulata
Lineage: Eukaryota; Viridiplantae; Streptophyta; Magnoliopsida; Poales; Poaceae
Product: glucosamine inositolphosphorylceramide transferase 1
Cellular component (GO): membrane
Molecular function (GO): glycosyltransferase activity
Source: RefSeq, a predicted model, not a curated record